UUCCGUUGUGCCUCAGGAUGGAAUGCUUGCAUUGCGUUGGUCUGUGGCAACUGUGUUGUGUGGAAGGGUGCUCCAACAACUCCUUUGAUAACUAUUGCUGUGACAAAGCUAGUAGCUGAAGUUCUUGAGAAGAACAACUUACCCGGUGCAAUUUUCACAUCUUUCUGUGGAGGUGCUGACAUUGGUCAGGCAAUAGCAAAAGACACACGCAUUCCCCUGGUUUCAUUUACUGGAAGUACAAAGGUUGGCUUGAUGGUCCAGCAAACAGUGAAUGAGAGAUUUGGCAAGUGCUUGCUUGAGUUAAGUGGAAACAAUGCAAUAAUAGUCAUGGAUGAUGCAGACAUUAAAUUGGCUGUUCGUUCUAUUUUGUUUGCUGCUGUGGGUACUGCUGGUCAGCGGUGUACAACCUGCCGGAGACUGUUUUUGCACGAGAGUAUUUAAACAAAUGUACUAGACCAACUUGUUGGACUCUACAAACAAGUCAAGAUAGGGAACCCCUUGGAGAAGGGGACUCUAGUUGGGCCAUUGCAUACUCGUACUUCCGUGGAAAACUUUCAGAAGGGUAUUUCAGUCAUAAAAUCCCAGGGAGGGAAGAUCUUAACAGGUGGAUCUGUAUUAGAGUCAGAAGGAAAUUUUGUACAACCAACAAUUGUUGAGAUUUCUCCAGAUGCUCCUGUAGUUAAAGAAGAAUUGUUUGCUCCAGUUCUUUAUGUCAUGAAAUUUCAGACUCUGGAAGAAGCAAUUGCCUUGAACAAUUCUGUACCUCAAGGAUUAAGUAGUUCAAUCUUUACACAAAGACCUGGAACUAUAUUCAAAUGGAUCGGGCCACGAGGUAGUGAUUGUGGUAUAGUGAAUGCAAAUAUACCUACAAAUGGAGCUGAGAUUGGUGGUGCCUUUGGUGGGGAAAAGGCAACUGGUGGUGGUCGUGAAGCAGGAAGUGACUCAUGGAAGCAAUACAUGCGUCGUUCUACAUGUACCAUCAACUAUGGAAGUGAACUGCCGUUGGCUCAGGGAAUUAACUUUGGUUAGACAGCCACCCUUGUUACAUGAGGAUGAACAAAUGCAAUUUUGCAGCCAGAAGAGACAAGUUCUAUCACACAUGUUAGUCUGGUUGACUUUGGCUCAAAGUGUUGUUUGAACCUUGAACAUGACAGCUUCAAUGUAUUAGACUUAAAUAAAUGGCAAUUAAAUCUUAUUUCCAAAUAAAGUAUCUGACGUUUAAAUA
Messenger RNA from Vigna umbellata (rice bean), 1225 nucleotides. NCBI's taxonomy places the organism in Eukaryota, Viridiplantae, Streptophyta, Magnoliopsida, Fabales, Fabaceae. The record is from RefSeq and is a predicted model, not a curated record.